Messenger RNA from Macroventuria anomochaeta, 725 nucleotides. RefSeq lists its product as uncharacterized. Bases 326 to 679 code for a protein of 117 amino acids. The record is from RefSeq and is a predicted model, not a curated record. Gene Ontology annotation, biological process: cellular response to oxidative stress; cell redox homeostasis; hydrogen peroxide catabolic process. Gene Ontology annotation, molecular function: thioredoxin peroxidase activity. Lineage: Eukaryota; Fungi; Ascomycota; Dothideomycetes; Pleosporales; Didymellaceae. Gene Ontology annotation, cellular component: peroxisome; mitochondrion; cytoplasm. The transcript is spliced from 2 exons.
CGAGCGUUUGCAGCAGCGCGACCCAAUUCCGAUGAUCAUUUAUGCACAUUUCGUGGUGUUGAUCCGUGUUCUGGAUCAGUUUUGGUACAUGCAGGGAUGGACACACCAUGUUAUGAGUGGGAUAUGGGAGUUGCUGCCCAGAGAGCAUAGAGCAUGGCUGGACUGGCCCAUCAAAAGAGUCGGUUGGGUGAAGCCUUGAAACUUUUCAGUUGUGGAAUUGGCAAAGCAAUACAUGACCAUUUCCGACGUGACGUCCUCCUAGGGUCACUACAAGACCACAAACUGCUUAGCAGAGCUACUUGCCUACCUUCACAAGUUCGCUGGCAUGCCCGUCAACUACGAUAUUUCGAGGGAGUUGGAAAACAAGAAGGUCGUGCUCUUCAGCGUUCCGGGAGCGUUCACGCCUGCCUGCGAGGGCGCUCACAUACCCCCGAUCCUCGAGAGAAUAGACGAAGUGAAGAGCAAGGCUGACCUUGUGGCUGUCAUUGGGUACAACGAUGGUUGGGAGAUGUGCGCAUGGGGCAAGAUCAAUCGCAGCUUGGAUGACAAGGUUUUGUUCUUGAGCGACUUCAAGGCUCCCUUCUCGAAGAACCACGGCUGGGAAGCUGGCGUAGGCGACCAGCAACGGACGAUACGCACUGGUUAUCGAUCAUGGCAAGGUCACAUACGCCGAUGUUGACAAAGAGUUCACACAAGUUACGGUCUCUGGUAUCGAUGCUGUCCUG